GUUGCGCUGGCGUGGGGUAGGCGGGCGGCUCUGCAUGCCCUUAAACUUCUCCAAAAGCCUUUGAACUUUUUCUCCCUCCCCUUCCAACUCCCCUCCACUGCACUCCACCACACCACACACCACCGCAGCUGCCGGGCGAAGCUGACAUCCCUCUCCACAGUCUCUCCCACAGGACCGAAGCCGCAAUACCGUCUUGGUCUGGCUCGACGGUGCUGUGUCGACAUUAGCUUUCGCUGCUGCAUCAUACCUUCAAAGCAUCAUCUCUCCUCUCUCGAACCACACCUCCCAACCCCCGAGCGCGGCAGCAAUGGCGGCCGCGAACAGCGCCGAUGCUCGUCCCUCGGAGAGCGAGACUGAAAAGGCCAUCGUCGAGGCUGCCAAACAUUACCCUCGUGCGAACGUCGCCGAGGACUUCCAGUACGGCACCGCCGGCUUCCGCAUGAAGGAUGACCUCCUCGACUACAUCGUCUUCAUCGUCGGCAUCGUCGCCACUCUGCGCUCGCGUAAGGUGCAAGGGCAGACGAUUGGCAUCAUGAUUACCGCCUCGCACAACAAAUACCAAGACAACGGGGUCAAGGUGGUCGAUACCCAGGGUGAAAUGCUGGAACAGUCGUUCGAACAUGUCGCGACCCAGCUCGCCAACGUCCACACCCCGCAAGACCUGGGCACGACGUAUGCGAGUGUGUUGAAGAAGCUCAACAUCCCCGCGACCACCAAGAAAGCACACGUCAUCUUUGCCCGCGACACACGCCCCAGUGGCCUGCGGCUCGUCAAGGCUCUGAAAGCUGGCCUGGAGGCGGCUGGCGCCGAGUACAUCGAUUAUGGCGUUCUUACCACCCCGCAGCUUCACUAUCUCGUCAAAGCCACCAACACCGAGUCCGGGAGGAAUCCAUUCGGCGAGGUAUCGGAGGAGGGCUACUACAAGAAAUUGGCCAAGAACUUUGUGGCGGCAAUGGAAGACGCCAAACCCAUCGGCUCCGUCACCGUGGAUUGCGCCAAUGGCGUGGGAGCGCCCAAGCUCAAGCAACUCCUCAAGCACCUUCCCCCUCCCGAGAAAUCCGGCCUUCGAAUCCGCAUUGUCAACGACCAGAUUGAGAAGCCGGAAGCGCUCAAUGAGGGCUGUGGGGCGGACUUUGUCAAGACUCAGCAAACCACUCCAGCUGGCUUCAAUGGCAAAGCUUACGACCGCUGGGCCUCGUUCGACGGAGAUGCCGACCGCAUCAUCUACUACUUCAACGAGGAAGGACCGGUUUUCCGCAUGCUCGACGGCGAUCGCAUCGCCACCCUCACCGCCAGCUUCAUCGGAGAACUCUUGCAAAAGGCCGGCCUCGCGGAAAAGGUGAAGGUGUCCGUCAUCCAGACCGCCUACGCCAAUGGAGCGAGCACGAGGUACAUUGAGCAGGGUCUCAAGCUCAAAAGCGAAUUCACCGACACCGGCGUGAAGCAUCUCCACCAUGCUGCCCUGCGUGCCGAUAUUGGAGUGUACUUUGAAGCCAACGGCCACGGCACCGUCCUCUUCUCCCCCCACGCCACCAAGAAAAUCUUCCUCUCCGAGCCGCAGUCGCCCGCCCAACUCGAAGCACUCAACAUCCUCCGCGCCCUGACCGAUCUCAUCAACCAGGCUGUCGGCGAUGCUCUGUCCGAUCUGCUCCUCACCGAAGUCAUCCUUGCCCACAAAGGUUUCACCGUGAAGGAGUGGUUGGCUACAUACACCGACAUGCCCAGCCGUCUCGGCAAGGUCAACGUGCUGGAUCGCCGCAGCUACACUACCGUUCCGGGCUCGGCGGAACGCAAACUGGCCUCGCCGCAAUACAUGCAGGAGAAGAUUGACGAGAUCGUGGCCAAGUACAAGGACGGGCGGAGCUUCGUUCGUGCUUCUGGCACCGAGGAUGCUGUACGGAUUUACGGAGAGGCAGCCGAGUCGUUUGACGUGGACAAUAUGGUGGAGAAGGUCAUGGAGACUAUCAUGGCCUACAGCGCUCAAGGUGUUGCCCAGCGCUAGUUCACAUCGACCUGCGCUAUACUCGCGGCUGGUUUUCGCAUAGCGGCCAGGGGUGAUUGGCAUGACGUUACGACAUGAGCGGGUUCUCACUGGGGCAUUGCAUAGCGCGCGGGGAGAAUACAAAAAAGUUUCUGGUUGAGACGGGCACUUGCCUGUUUCAACGCCUUUCGGUAGUCGUGUGCCCCAAGACAGCUAAGUAGCCUGUGUGGCAGAAACACUGCUUGAAGCUCA
This is a messenger RNA of Neohortaea acidophila, 2233 nucleotides long. RefSeq lists its product as uncharacterized. Gene Ontology annotation, biological process: UDP-N-acetylglucosamine biosynthetic process; carbohydrate metabolic process. The record is from RefSeq and is a predicted model, not a curated record. Gene Ontology annotation, molecular function: phosphoacetylglucosamine mutase activity. NCBI's taxonomy places the organism in Eukaryota, Fungi, Ascomycota, Dothideomycetes, Mycosphaerellales, Teratosphaeriaceae. The transcript has 2 exons. Bases 308 to 2002 code for a protein of 564 amino acids.